Dichotomopilus funicola is the source of this 744-nucleotide messenger RNA. RefSeq lists its product as uncharacterized. Gene Ontology annotation, cellular component: U2 snRNP; catalytic step 2 spliceosome; U2-type prespliceosome. Gene Ontology annotation, biological process: spliceosomal complex assembly. The record is from RefSeq and is a predicted model, not a curated record. NCBI's taxonomy places the organism in Eukaryota, Fungi, Ascomycota, Sordariomycetes, Sordariales, Chaetomiaceae. The coding region runs from base 1 to 744 and encodes 247 amino acids. The transcript has a single exon. Gene Ontology annotation, molecular function: zinc ion binding; nucleic acid binding.
AUGGAUUAUCAAAACCGAGCCGGUUCCAAAUUCGGCGGCGGCGGUGUCGCCUCGCACAGCGCCACCAACGCCGACCGCCGCGAACGCCUGCGCAAGCUCGCGCUCGAACAAAUCGACCUCGACAAAGACCCCUACAUCUUCAAGAACCAUCUCGGUUCCUUCGAAUGCCGCCUCUGCCUAACCGUACACCAAAAUGACGGUUCCUACCUCGCCCACACCCAGGGCAAGAAGCACCAGACCAACCUCGCACGGCGUGCCGCCCGCGAACAAAAAGAAGGCAAAGGCGAAGUCGAUCCACACACCGGUCUGCCCGUGGGUGUUGUCGGCGCAGGGUUUGCCGCGUUGGGCCUGGGCGCCGGUGGCGGGCCACGGAAAAAUGUCGUCAAGAUUGGACGGCCGGGGUACAAGAUCACCAAAGUGCGCGAUCCGAUUACGCGCCAGCAGGGGCUGCUGUUCCAGCUGCAGUAUCCGGAUAUCGGCACGGGUGUCACGCCCAAGUGGCAGGUCAUGAGCGCGUUCAGCCAACGUGUUGAGGACCCCGACCGGAAUUUCCAGUAUCUGCUCGUGGCUGCGGAGCCGUACGAGACCUGCGGUUUUAAGAUCCCGGCGCGCGAGCUAGACAAGAGAGAGGACCGCCAGUUUGAGUACUGGGAUCCGGAUGCGAAGGAGUACUGGGUGCAGAUUAUGUUUAUGACGGAGCGUGAGGAGCGGUUUAAUGCUGCGCCGGGUCUGACGGGGAGGUGA